GAGACAUUGAGUAAGAGAGCUGUUUAGUUGUUAGUUGUGUUGGAAAGAGAGCUUGUUGCCUUCUGAAACUGACUUGUUGAGGUUUGAUGCUGUCCUCUCGGAUUGUAAAAAAAACAAAAAAACGCAAGAUUGUGGAGUUGUGUUUGCUUCUUGUGAAGUACGUAAUGUAUUAACUGUUAAGCUCCUAAGGUGUCUUCCCUAUUUUAACGUGAAACGUGUGCUGCUAACCGCUGGAGAAGUUAUCGUUGACUUGUACCGCUUCUUACUUCCCAUUUCCGAGACUUCGAGAUUAUUAGAUAAGUUUGUGAAAAUAUACUAGCUUGAAUUGAAAUAUAUUAACGUCCGAUAUCAAGAGUUUGCUGAGAUAAAACGCUACGAAACCAGUUUGUUCUGGAUCGUCGUCUCAAAAGCUGUGACAGAUAGUGUAAAUUUACGAUUACAUUGUGUCGGCUCAGUUUUAUCAAAGGAUGAUCGCUUCGGAACUAUUAAUCGUAACUGUAAAAAUCUCACUUAAUUAAACACAAGCAAGGAAAUUCGCCUGUUUAACAGACUAGUGAACAGACAGGGCAUGAACACACCACUGACAAAAAAGGUGGGUUAGCUCUGCAAGGUAGAAAACGAACAGUUUGCUGAUCGAGUAAAAAAAAAAAAACCGGCUUAACCGGUAUGCCCGAUGUACGUGUGGUUUGGUUUCCAAGUCAUGUUGUCACCUUCCUCAGCACGAGCUCUUUGAAUGGCCGGUCACUCACCUCAGACUCGUCCUGUGUCUGCAGAAGUUACCUGUUAGCUACGUUAACCUGUGUGUUUGGAGUUGCUAAUUAAUUUUAAACAUCAAGAUUUUUGCUUAAUCACAGUAGCCAGUCGAUGGUCAUUUUUAAUUGACUAUAACGCGCGAACUUGUUAUAUUUUAAUACUGGUAUCAAACUGGAACCAUUGAACUUAAUAUUUGGGAAACAUUACGAAAAACUUAUCAUGGCUGCUGUAAAGCCAGUGGAUGAGACGUGGCUUAUAGUGGUCCGAGAAUGCCUUCAGGAGAUUCUGCGGCUCACAACCGUCCACUAGUCUUCUGUGAUUAUCAAGCAGUUCCCGCUACUUCACCCUUUGACGUUAUUGAAUCUGUGAAACAAGAGGAAGCUCACUUCGAACAGCUGAGCCGAGAAUUGGAAGCUGAACGACAAAGUGUGGCAAACCAGCUUGAACGAUACAGACGCCGAGACCGUGAGCACGAGGAGGGAGGCAACAUAUCCAGUUACGUGUCGGCUGAGGACCCUUACAACUGGCGGCCAUCACCUCUAGAACCUGUCAUUCCAGAAAACCCCAAACCAGAUCCGAAGAUGACAGACUCUCAUCUGCGUUACUACCACAACAACAACGCUGACUAUCGCCAUUUCAUUCAGGAAGGUCCUCCUCAAGUAGACUCUUAUAGUGUCAGCUACCAGACAUCAUCUACAAAUGGUCCACAUGGUGAUGACGGCUCUCUUAACUCUUCCCAGAUGUCUGCUCCUGGUGACAAUGCUACACUUGUAAGCCGAAGUAUGUCCCAGACAAAAACUCAACAAGUAAAGACUGUCACAAAAGUUAUAGCAACACGGGAGGUUAGACAUAUAGGCCCUGAUGGACGGCCCAUAGAGUACCCUCCUUCAGGGACAGAGUAUGUUCCCUUUCACUAUGGUAAUCCAGCAGAUGGCAGUCAAGAUUAUGGAACUUAUGAUUCAGGUCGCCCACCCAGUCCUGCAGGACAAGCACCAACACAUGCUGGCUAUCCUGGGGACUAUGCUAUGUAUGGUAGAGCACCUUCUUUGGAUUCAGGCAGGGUAUAUGAGCUCUGUCCACCAGGAGAUGGUCAGAGUUAUCAAGAGUAUGACUAUCGUGACUACCCUCCACAGCCUCCUUCUCCACCAUCAGCUGCAUCUGAGUCACCCCCACCUCGGAGAGCCAUGCCACAGGCUCCACAUGGUGGACCCAUUGACUUUAAUCACCAUCCCUCAGGAUAUGAAGAACUUGACACCACAGUGGGUCUACCUAGGUCUAACUUUCAAGAUCGUUAUGGAAACACUCCAUCACCAGCUCCUCCUGGUGACAGAUAUGGCCCGUAUGGGUACCCGGGCCCUCAAAUACCAGUUACUUCACCAGGUUACAAUCCUUAUGAACUUGGUCCUCCACCUCAAGGGUACUUAGACAAAAGACCAAGCUAUGAUGACCAUCCACAGGGCCAUCCUACUCCUUACUACCCUGCUCCCACAGCAGUGUUAGAAGAUGAUGUAAGAUUGGAAACCCUUCCAGAGGGCCAACUUCUCCCACCUCCACGACAUCCUCAUCUUGACUAUGACCCUGUUGAAACUGAAGGAAGAGAUGUACGAUGGAGAGACCCUGACCUUCAUGAAGUAAUUGAUUUUCUUGGACACCCUAAUAAUGUGGUGCGAGCAAAUGCAGCAGCUUAUCUUCAGCAUCUGUGUUACAUGGAUGAUAACAUGAAACAGAAGACAAGGGCUUUAGGGGGAAUCCCACCAUUGAUAGAGUUAUUGAAUCAAGAAAUCCCUGAAAUCCAAAGGAAUUCCUGUGGGGCUCUCAGAAAUCUGUCAUAUGGAAGACAAAAUGAUGAAAAUAAGCGAGCUAUACGUAAUGCAGGAGGAAUCCCUGCAUUAGUAAGACUACUUAGAAAAACACCAGAUAAUGAAAUCAGAGAACUUGUAACAGGAAUUUUGUGGAACCUGUCAUCUUGUGAGGAUUUGAAACGUCCAAUCAUAGAUGAUGCAUUAUGCGUCCUGGUGAGCCAUGUGAUCUUUCCUCAUGCUGGCUGGGAUCGUAACCGAGAUAACUCUGAAUCUGUACGACCCCAAGAAGUAUAUUGGUCAACUGUAUUUCGCAAUGCUAGUGGUAUUUUGAGAAAUGUGAGUUCUGCAGGAGAAUAUGCAAGAAAAAAACUUCGAGAGUGUGAAGGGCUUGUAGAUUCUUUAUUGCAUCUGGUUAAAGCAGCAAUCGGAAAGAAUGACAUGGAUAAUAAAAGUGUGGAAAACUGUGUUUGUGUAUUUCGGAAUCUGUCUUAUCGCUGCCAGGAAGUAGAAGACCCAGACUAUGACAAACAUGUGUUUCAACCAUCUCAACCUAAGGGUAGUCCAAUGAAAGUUGGUGACAACCUUGGGUGUUUUGGUGCUAGUAAGAAGAAGAAAGAAGCACAAAACCUAGAAAAACAAAAGAAAGAAUUGAUGGCUACAAACAUGCCAAGACCCAAUUCUCAGCCUGCACGAGGAAUGGAGUUGCUUUGGCAACCAGAAAUAGUUCAUUCCUACCUGUCCUUGCUAUCUGAAUGUUCAAAUCCUGAAACUUUAGAAGCAGCAGCUGGAAGUAUCCAGAACUUAGCAGCUUGUUAUUGGCAGCCAAGCAUAGACAUUAGAGCAGCUGUAAGGAAGGAAAAAGGGUUACCAAUUCUCGUGGAGCUGUUACGGAUGGAAGUUGAUAGGGUUGUGUGUGCAGUUGCUACUGCUUUACGAAACCUUGCUAUGGACCAAAGGAACAAAGAACUUAUAGGGAAAUAUGCCAUGCGAGAUUUGGUUCAGAAACUUCCAAAUAGUAGCUCUGCCCAUGAUGCUGGUACAUCAAAUGAAACAGUUGCUGCUGUGCUUGCAACGCUGAAUGAAGUAAUUGUGAAAAACAGUGACUUUGCUCGGUCUUUGUUGGAAGCAGGAGGGGUGGAGAGGUUAACUUACAUAACAAAACAACGAGGGAAAUUUUCCCCUCGGGUAGUCAAGUUUACUGCUCAAUUGCUUUACAACAUGUGGCAACAUCAAGAGCUGCGAGAAGUGUACAGAAGAUCAGGUUGGAAAGAAACUCAUUUUAUUACACGCACUAUGGUUGCUCGUAGUUCUGCCUCUCCUACUGGCAGCACUAAUAGCACUCUUAGUCGACCAAUUAGCACACAAGGUGGAACCAAGUAUGAAGAUAGAACACUUCCACGUGGAGGACAAGUGGGUGUGUACAAUCAGGCUGAAGAGUACCCAAUGAAUGACCUAGCCCAUCCUAUUGAACUUCCACACCACCGGCCACCUGUUGGAGGAGUACCUAUUUAUCCACCUGCUCCAAUGAGAUCCCCUGUAGAGCCUCUUUAUGCCCAAGUUAAUCGUGACAAGAAGAAGAACCGCCAUCCUGACUCGUCUUCCCAGUCCAUGUUACUUGAUCACCAGGGGGCGCCAGCAGGAGACUCCUGGGUGUGACCAUCUGAUUGUCAGUUUGAUAACUGGUGUCUGUGAACUUCCUUUAAUUUUUCUAAACUGUGGCAGCUACUCUAAAUGUCAUCUCUUCCUCCUCAUGGGCCAUUGCAUAAUUCUUCAGUGUAUCUGGAGCUUAAACUGUUGGAGUUAAUGCCCCGAAUUGAGAGUGAGAGAGAAAAAAAGUAUUUUAAAGCAUUCAUGGAAAAUAAUUUUUUUGUUUGUUUUAAUGUCAAUAAGAUGUAAAAGAUGCAGAUUCACAAAGCUUAAUGUGGGUUUUAACGUAGGUACUAAUUGCAUCAGUUUCAGGACUUGAAUUGUGAAAAAUAUUAGCCAGAUAUAGUUUUUUUUUUCUUCUUAGAAACUGUGACAUUUAAUUUUCCUUUCAAAAAUAACAUCUCUUACAAAAGUUAAAAAAAUCUAAAAAAAAAGGCCCAUUAGCAACUUAAAGAAUGACAAAGUUGAACAGAUUAACUUAGGACCUUUAUACCCAUGGGAAAAGUACCCCAAUAGAUUAAAACUCAAUGACAAUGAUGUUUUGAUUGUAUUCUUAUUUAACCUGCAGCUGUUUGGUUAUUAAACCAGAGGUGUUUUUUUAUUAGGCUUUUACCAAAGAUGUAGUCCUUCGAGGGCAGAUACUAUACGAGGUGGUCCAUCAGUACGUGGUUUUAUAAACCUGUGACGUAAAACAGCUCUUAAGAAGAACUAUUUGAUAUGUUGGUUAAAGAAUGUUUUAUAGUUUAAAAAGGUUUUUGUCACUGUGUCAUGUAUUCCACUUUAGUUUAAUUCUUAAGCCUAAUGAAAACUCGCAGACUAGUGGAAAAAAAAAAAGUAGGAGUUAAUCUCGGGCAAAUUGCUCAAGCGUAUCCGUUUCUUUGUUGAUCUUAUGUUAACUUUUUAUUAUUCAUUUUGAACCUUCACAAUUGUAUGAAUCUCUCAACACAAGCAUGAUAAACUUUUAAUAUUUGAUUUUGGAGAAGUGUUUCAGAUAACAAUUUUUGUCUGGGUAGCUUUGGAGAGUUUGCCUCUAGAAAUGUUUAAGCCUAGUCAUACAGGAGAAAAAGCUAGUUUAAACUGCUGCAAGGUGAAAUUGGAAAUAGUUUAUUGCAACACAAAGCUACUAGUAUUUUAUGUCCAUAUGUUUGUAUGUGUGUUCCAACAGAUUAAUCAAAACCUUGUAAAGCAUGUGAAAAUGUAAGAUUAUUUUUUUUCCUGUCAUAAUCAUUUUGAAAUUAUAUUUUGGUUAAUUAAAUUAGAUUGUUUUAAAGUUGAACAUGCCAACAAGACAGCCUGAACAUCACCUUUAGUUUUAUUAAAAAAAAAAAAAGUUGGCUAAUAUUUAUAAUUCAUUAUUUUACACAUUCCAACAUUUUUUAUAAUGCACGUUUUUUUUUUUAAACCCAUACUGGAAAAUAUGGUCUUUUUGAAUGAGACUUGAUGGAUAAAACAUCUUUAACAUCUCUUGGCUAAUUCAAGUCCUUUGUGGAGUGUACCCAAUUACUAAUUCACAGGGGAGGUUUCCUAAUCUAUGAUAGAAACAUUAAAAAAAUGAAAGCUGAAGCUUACUAGUUAAAGUUAGCUGUUUUUGGAACAAAGAAUUUAAACUUGUCUACCUAAAGGUUCAGAAGUAGUAAAAUGAAGUGAAGGUGUUUUGUUACUUCCAUAAAAAGUAAUUUUUUGAAAGUUCUGACUAGUGAUGACUAACUGAACUGAAGGAUUUGUCUGAUAAAUGGAAGAAGAAGCUAAGGAGGAGUGAUGAGGAUCCAAAGUAUUGUAUAUUUGAAGUGUCUGUUUAGAAAAAAUGAUUUAUUUUGCAGUGCUAUUACUUUUCACAUUGGAUGUCUUGUUAUCGAUUUUUGUGUAACUUUUUGUAUUCACCAUCACAUAUAAAAUGGCAGAUUUUAAUGUAUAAUGUACCAAUAAAAAAUCCUUACUCAA
This is a messenger RNA of Limulus polyphemus (Atlantic horseshoe crab), 6143 nucleotides long. Its product is annotated as catenin delta-2-like. The coding region runs from base 1023 to 4211 and encodes 1062 amino acids. Gene Ontology annotation, molecular function: cadherin binding. Gene Ontology annotation, cellular component: plasma membrane; adherens junction; cytoplasm. Gene Ontology annotation, biological process: cell-cell adhesion; cell-cell junction assembly. The record is from RefSeq and is a predicted model, not a curated record. Lineage: Eukaryota; Metazoa; Arthropoda; Merostomata; Xiphosura; Limulidae. The transcript is spliced from 21 exons.